Messenger RNA from Eleginops maclovinus (Patagonian blennie), 7248 nucleotides. RefSeq names its product retinoid x receptor, beta a (gene rxrba). Gene Ontology annotation, biological process: anatomical structure development; retinoic acid receptor signaling pathway; cell differentiation. Gene Ontology annotation, cellular component: nucleus. The record is from RefSeq and is a predicted model, not a curated record. Lineage: Eukaryota; Metazoa; Chordata; Actinopteri; Perciformes; Eleginopidae. Gene Ontology annotation, molecular function: nuclear steroid receptor activity; nuclear receptor activity; zinc ion binding. The transcript is spliced from 13 exons. The coding region runs from base 386 to 1798 and encodes 470 amino acids.
UGACAUGUGAGACGCAACAUGAGCACACAUCCCUUCUUCAGCCUCUAGCAACUAGGGCUGCAGUGUUUUGGAGUGAUUCAGAGCCGAUGUUAAACUGUUAGAGAGCACUAAGCCAAAUCCUACACCAUCAUCAUGUUUUCAUCCUUGCAGGGGGAGGGAGGGUUGACUACGAGGCAAAGUGGGGGGAGAAACAGACACACACGGGGCCUAGUCGCCACAUCUUUUCAUGCGAAGAAGCUGUGCUGCUAAACCACCCGUUUUUGGUUUCCCAAAACAACUCCGGCCCGGGCCUCAGUCCGCGGUCUAGAGUUUGAUAGCGGGCUGUUUGAGACGCAAGCACCUCGGUGUGCAGCUGCCAACAAGUCCCUUUGCUCCAGCCACCAUCAUGGGAGACAGUAGAGAUUCCCGUAGCCCAGACAGUUCGUCUGUGUCCUCCCCCGCCUCAGGCCAGCGCUCGCCCCCGCUGGUUCCCUCAGCCGCAGCUUCCAUGACAUCACUUCCUCCCAUCAGCACCUCCAGGGUCAACAGCCCUAUCAGUAGCAUCGACUCCCCCUUUUCUGUCAUCAGUUCUUCAUUGGGCUCCCCCUGUCUACCUGGCACGCCAUCAAUAGGCUACGGCCCCAUUAGCAGCCCACAGAUCAAUUCAACAGUGUCCAUGUCAGGGCUUCAUGCAGUGAGCAGCUCCGAUGAUGUGAAACCUCCGUUGGGCUUGAAUCAGCUGUCGUCCCACAGCCCAGGGCCGAUGCUUUCCCAGAAACGCCUUUGUUCCAUCUGUGGAGACAGAUCUUCUGGUAAGCACUACGGAGUCUACAGCUGUGAGGGCUGUAAAGGCUUCUUCAAGCGCACAGUGCGGAAAGACUUGACCUACACCUGUCGGGACAGUAAAGACUGUAUGGUCGAUAAGAGACAGAGGAACCGCUGCCAGUACUGCCGCUACCAGAAGUGCCUUGCCAUGGGCAUGAAGAGAGAAGUGGCCAAGAUGAACGACAGAUCUGUCCAAGAGGAACGGCAGAGGAACAGGGAACGAGAAGGCGAGGUGGAGUCAACUAGCGCGGUGAACGAGGAGAUGCCCGUGGAGAAGAUUUUGGAAGCGGAGAUGGCUGUAGAGCAGAAGACAGAGCUUCAUGCAGAUGGAACUUCAGGUGGCAGCUCUCCCAAUGAUCCGGUGACCAACAUCUGCCAGGCAGCAGACAAGCAGCUCUUCACCCUGGUGGAGUGGGCUAAGAGGAUCCCUCACUUCUCUGAGCUGACCCUGGACGACCAGGUCAUCCUGCUGCGGGCAGGCUGGAAUGAACUCCUGAUUGCAUCGUUCUCCCAUCGCUCCAUCUCGGUGAAGGACGGGAUUUUACUGGCCACCGGCCUGCAUGUCCACAGGAACAGUGCUCACAGUGCAGGCGUCGGAGCCAUCUUUGACAGGGCGCACAAUGCCGAGGUUGGGGCCAUAUUUGACAGGGUGUUGACAGAGCUUGUAAGCAAGAUGAGAGACAUGCAAAUGGACAAGACAGAGCUUGGGUGCCUUCGAGCAAUCAUCCUCUUUAACCCAGAUGCCAAGGGUUUGUCCAUCCCCAGUGAGGUGGAGCAACUGAGAGAGAGGGUGUAUGCAUCGCUCGAAUCUUACUGCAAACAGAAAUACCCCGAUCAGCAGGGCAGGUUUGCAAAGCUCCUCCUCCGGCUCCCUGCGCUGCGCUCCAUUGGUCUGAAGUGCCUGGAGCACCUGUUCUUCUUUAAGCUGAUCGGCGACACACCCAUUGACACCUUCCUGAUGGAGAUGCUUGAGGCGCCUCACCAGCUCACCUAGAGGAGCUAGGUUCUGUCCCCUCAGGAUCCGAUGCACACCAGGAUCAACCCCCCCACAUCGGGUCUACGGCUCCUCUCGACGAGCCUCACUUAACUGCAGCACCUGCUGGUUUUAAUUUACCGGCUCUCACACAUAAUCCAUGUCACUGGCUUAUUAUCAUCACACACACAUACAUAAAACAAUACACAGAUAAUGUGGCUCUAAGUGAACAUUAUGCUACCACAAACACAUUCACACUCUUUGAACUGUCAUCUGUCAUUUUCCAUACUCAGUUUUCCACCAUAGGGGAUUUGAAUCAAGGAAUAUAUCCCCCCUUCGUGUCACACAUAUAGAAUAAAUGUCUUAAUUUUAGGUUAGCCCUUCAGUUUUCACAUCUUCAUCCCACCGUGGGUUUUUGCUUCUGCAUAACUGGUAAACUUCCCCCAUUUUCCCCUCAGUAACAUGUCACACUGCUAGCUGCAGCUCCGUAUAUUCUAUCCAUCACUAUCCGGUUAGGUGUUCAUGUUUUGUUUUAGCUUAAAAUCCGGUGCGUAGCAUUUCAAUGAAGUGUCCAUCAUCAAAUGUAUUCACUUCUGAUUGGUCAGGAGGUGUCCUAGUGAGUUCAUCCAAUCCCGUAAAUAUUGAAAUAUUUUAUGCUUUUUUUUUUUUUAUAUAUAUUCAUGCUGAAACUUGUUUGAGUUUCUAUUUUGAAGUACUGUACUCAUGAAAUGAGAGCUUUUUCCAAGGCAUUGAAAUCCAGGAAAAGGGGAGUGGGAGAACUUUGUCUAACAGACAAGCUUGGUCCCUCCCACUGUGAUGCGCACAGCGGGCUUUGUAAGACUAGUAGAAUGACUUGAAUUUUUUUUUGUCCUAGUUUUGAUUUCAUCCUUUUCUCUGUUUGGGCAGUUGGUUGAGAUUUAAAUCAUUUUGAGGCUCACAGGAAGUACGGCUUCCUGCAAGACAACAUUCUAGUUGUUUCUUUUUCCCGUUUUCUCCCAAAUCCUCCCUUUGCUGGUGGUCAUUUAUGCACUUUUGUGAAUUGUUACUGUGUAAAUGUUCCUGUUUCCUAGAAAUGACCAUCUAUUCUCAGACACCUAAGAUGACCUUGAAGGUACUAUGUGUAGGGUUUUUCCAUUAUUGCAUCAUUGUUGAAUCAGAUGUGAUGAUUUAUUAUAGAGCACGCUAAAUGAUUUGCCUCUUCCUAUUCGGACAGUAAUGAAGUUUGGGACUGAUCCCUUUGCAACAGUUGAGUAGGAAUGAUCACCUGUCCUAUCACCCAGUCCAGCUGUGAGUCAGUUUUUUUGGAUACUAUGCUUAUUAUUAUUAUUAAGCUUUUGCAUUUAGGAUACUGCACUCAGUCCUCAAUGUGAAACCAGACUCAAAAAGAACAUUUGUUGUACUACAUUAAGCAGCAGCAAAAGUUGUUAAGACCAGCUGAAAUUAUCUGAAAGUAGCAGUAAUGCAACAUUUUACUUGAUCGCCAAUCAAUCAAAUUUUCUGCUAUACUGCUACUCCUGAAGGAUUGCUGGAUGUGAAUAUAGUCGGGUAAACAAUGCACCCGUGGCUGAGUAGCUAGCGUGUCGCGUUCAUCUAAUGCAACAAUGAUAUGAGUUACAUAAUGGAAAUCCUACACCUUCUACCUGCAGCUUUGGAAACUUUAUUCAGUGUGUUUUGGCUCAAUGCUUGCAAAUUUUGUACAGUUGAUGUAAAUACUACAAAAAGAAAAACACAGGAUUCGUGUAGAAACAAAGGCCUGUUCACAGUCAAUGUGAAAUAUGUCAAAUUUAAAAUGCUCUAUUUUUUGCUGUUGAAUCAACAUUAGCGUAAUGGACAUCAACGAUAAAUUAUUAUUAUUAUUGAGCCCAGGGCCAAACCACACCUCACUGCUGCUUUUGCACCAUCUUCUGCCAAUGUUUCCUGUUCCUGGUAAUUGAUUGGCUGGAUUUCAUUGACAAUGGCACUUGGCAUUUACUGUGAUUGAAAUUUGUGGGCAACUGAAUCUGAAGCAUCACAGUGAAGAGUUAAAUGCAGCUACCACAUGAUCAGGAGAUAAACUAUGAAAUAAUAUGUACACAUGCUCAAAUGUGAGCAAUACUGGGGUUUCACACAGAUGUAUUACUUUUUAUGUUCAUAUUUAACGUUUUCUGUUAGAUAUACUCACUGCAUUUCAUAGCAAUCAGCAAGAUAUAUUUUACAGUAUCACUCUGCAGGGAAGAGGUACAGCUGUCCUCUACCAGGUGCUAAAAAAAUAUUUUAGUUUAAAACGUGCACAUUCACAUCAAUGCAAACAAAGUAUGCAAGUACACAGGAAAGUCAUUCUCCACUUAUUGAACCGUCUGCUAAGGAUGCACGAUUCCCUCGUAGAGUUUUUUUGAAUGAUUACUUUACGACCCUUUAUUGUAUUGCAGACGAUGGAAAAUGAACACCAGCUUGUACAUUUUGACUGUGGCUGACACAUCUUAGUACCAGACACAGCCAGUGUCUUUUGUACUUUAGAACGCUGUUAAGCUGGUGAAAAACUUUGACCAGAAUUAGCAAUGAGCUUCCUGCCCUGCAGAUAGUCCAAAUACUUCUCAAAGAAGACCCUUAGUCUCCCCCAUGUAAUGCGGAUUGGAGGCUGGCAGUGAGAUGACCUGUAAGACAGGUGGCUCGGUUUAAUGUCAGUAUGUUGCGCCUAACCAUAAAGGUGUGGUUUCAGUUGUUCUCCAUCCAUGCAUUCAACACAUGAAGUAUUCUCCUGAUGUCUGUUAAUUUCCUACAUGAGAAAAGUCAACCCCUUGGGCCCACUUGAUCCAUUAUUUUGGUGUUAGUCAGCAAAGAAAUGCAAGGUGGUGCCAAGCUUCUGAUUUAGGUGAUUUGCUAGCAUUGUUGCAGUGUUUAUGUUGCGGGAUUGUCUCAGUGCUUUAGUACCUUGAGUGUUCAGAUAAGCUUAAACUAGCAGUCUGACUUUUGAGAUUUGAGUGAAAAAGGAAUAUGUGGCCACCACACUUUGAGCGUUGUGAUCUGGAGUAUAGCACAGCUGUCCUGAAACAGUUUGGAAUGAAUGUGAGUGCUACUUUCUUGUCUCUCAGAGAGCAGGCUGACUUUAGCAUGUGUGCUCAUCUUCUGACAUCUCGGCAAGAAAUCUGGAUUUUAGUGUUUGGAGUUCCUCUGGUGAAUGUUUAAGCCUGCUUCUACUGCAUCAUGUUUAUACCUGGAGAUGGGAAUAAUUAUGAAACCAGUCAAGGACACAGCUGAAUGAGCAAAAGCCAAGAAUCAUCAAGAAGUAACAGUAUGCUAAUUGCAUACUUUUUAGAAUUCCCAUCCUCCAUUUAACAGCAAGUGUUAACAUGUCCCAACUUCUAUAUUUCUUAAUAUGCGCUGUGAGCGUAAGUCAUUAAGAGAGUAAUGAACUGAUGCAGAAAACACAUUGUAGAAGAGAAGUCAGUGCAGGUUCUGAAUGCUAAGCCACUUUAAGCUCUGCUGAUCAGGCAGACAGUUUGAGCUGGUGGUUGGGUAUUUCAUUUUUUUUUUGCAUUUGUUAUAGUGUAUGUGUGGCCACAUGUGUAUGCUUUUUAUGCACAUGUGUAAUGAUUCUGUCUGCAGCUAAGCCUUUUGACUGGCAGAUAAUAUAGCUUUGGCGGUGAUGUGCGGUGUGUUGAUAAACUCGAUGCACAGAGGAAGAGGAGCCAAGCCGGAGGGCUGAUGAACAGCUGUGUUGACCUGAUGCUUUAUCAACACAGCCUCCUCCCUUCCUCCACUUUACCCCGUCUCCACUGCUUUACUUUAAACCUGAGAAAUGCUCAUCCACUCACCCACCCAUGUGGGCUGAACUGGGCUUUGCAUUGUUGUUUUUUUGUAAAAUAAUCCUCUGAAUCUUGGACUGUUUGAAAAGGAUGUGAAGCUUUCCUCGGGACGAGCAUUGGAGAGCUGUAAGGAAGGGAUUCAGUGCCGCGUGUCCCUCUUUGCUUACUUUACUUGAUGGCAGCGACGGUCGCCACGGGAGACCGCUGUAUCCCAACGCGCCACCCACAAAUGUUAGUCGUUGCAACGGUGUGCACUCAAGGCAGACGCAUGCUGUGACCUUUUGACUGUGUAGCAGUAUUGUUGUCGCCAUCUUUGUUACAUUUUGAAAUGACUCGCUUUCUGAAAAUACGGACAUUAGUUCAAUAUGCUUCUUUCUUUUAAAUAGGAUCGCUGGCUGUGACUGAAGAGUUGAUCAUCGUUUAUAGAGUAGAUAUCAGGGCGGCAUUUUUACCUAUUGACACAGGCCCCCUGGAGCCAAGGCCUAUCCCAUUAUGAUCAAUGAGGCAGUGUGUGCUAUGCAGCCUUUGUACCACCACCCUCACUGGUUUAUUUAUCACUGCCAAGCUGUACGUGGAUUUUGGCUUUUUUUAAAUGCAGGGCCUCAGUCCCCAGUGCUUGUUUGUCAUGUAUGUUGUGAUAAUUGUGCAGCAGACUGAAGAGUGUGUGCUAACCUUAGCCUGUGUAGUGCAUACUAAAGAGGGACCCUAAGAGGAUCGGAGUGACAGUUCGUGUGGAGAGGGGAAGGGCUGUUCGCUGGAGACAGUAUACACCAGUGUGUGGCCCCCUCUUGGUGCUCAACUGUUCAAUGGUGCUUUUUUUUAUAGGGUCCCCCUGGCCCUUUAAACGUCUGCUUUGGUUUCCAUGACACAGGGAAAUGCAUAUAUGACUGAAAUGCAAAUAAGGAACAAAUAAAACAGGAAUAGCCCUGCUCUUCUUUAUUUGCAUUUGUUUGGUUGUUUUCUGCGAUCUGGUCCACUGCAACCUGUGUUACUGUGUCACAUGUGGCUGCAGCCGGAUACCCCAGGUUAGAUCGUGAGUGAAAAAACUGUGGCUCUAUUAGAAGACACAGUGAAAAGGCCUGAACAGGUCUGGUUGCAGGAGGCACCUCUGAGCAGAAUCUGGUUACAUUUAUUGAACUUGAUGGAAGGAAUAUGAUUGCUCACUGUAAAGAGGAGGUUGUUCAUGUUUUAGGUGUGAUGAUAUUUGAAGGUCAAAGAGAGAACGGAAGGGCAAGGACUUAAACACAACUCUCAUCAGGUGAUGAUUAGUCGCUCAAGAAGGAAUAACAGAACCUAUUUUCCGGUAGAUCUCAAAUCUUCCUUAGUUGUUUACUCUUCUUCUACCUUAAAAAACUAUUCACACACUGUUUCUUUGUGUCGUUUCCCUCUUCUCCGACUAUGAUAUUCGUCUUUUGUUCAUUAGGUGACAAAGUAUUAAACAAACGCAAGAACUGUAAAAUCAGAAAUGGAAUCUGUCAUUCUUCUUUUUUAUUUUUCUCACUUUCUCUGGUGUCAGUUCUUUGUCCAGUUUGUAUCCGACUACAUCGUUCAUGUGGAGCUGAUUGACUAUUGUGUGCUUCAGGGAUUGAAAGAAGAAAAAAAAAUAUGAAUACUUUUUUCAGUCAUUAAAUCUAAAUCUUGUUUCUGUUUAUUGUAUCAUGUCCGAGUAAAGGUUUUAAUACUGUA